GGCUGCAGCGCCUCGCGUCUGGUCCGCUGGAGCCGCAGAUCACUCGAUCCUCCACCGCUGCUGGAUGUGUACGGACCCCGCGCGCUGUUCCUCACGGACGCUCACAAAUAUCGCGCUCUUUCUGGAUUGUUUUUCAUUUCUGAUGUUUCUCACUUGCUCUCCGAUGCACAGAAAUGGGUAAACUUCAUUCCAAACAUGCUGCUAUUUGUAAAGCGAGGGAGAGUCCUGAAGGCGAUAGUUUUGUAGUUAACGCGUGUUUGGCGAGGAAAGGACUGGAUGACUGGAUGGUAAAGCAGAAGUAUUACUGCCCGAGCUCUCGUGUAGAUCAGCAGGACUGCCAGCAGAAAAAUACCUGCGGACUGUCUCCACGGGACCUGUUGGAUGAAGGUUAUGCUGAAGGUAUCAGUGACGAACGUUAUCGUUUAGAAGUGGCCCUGCCCCCUGAGAAGACUGACAUCUGUAAUGUGGAAGAGAGAAUGCAGGACACUGAAGGCUGUGCCACUGUCGGCCCACACAAACAAUUACAGUUUGAGGAGUUGGAGUGUGCUGUAUCAGUUGAAGAAGAUAACAGGCAGGAGUGGACUUUCACCCUCUACGAUUUCGAUAACAAUGGCAAGGUCACACGAGAGGACAUCACCAGUCUACUGCACACCAUAUAUGAGGUGGUGGACGCGUCAGUGAAUCACUCCCCCAGCAGCAGUAAGACCCUCAGGGUGAAGCUCUCUGUUGCUCCAGACUCCAGCCAGAAAUGGAGGAACUGCACCCAGAGCAACACAGCAGACACUCCCCAUCCCAAACAUAAGGGAGAAAAGUGUAUUGAGGACUCCAAGACUUCGGAGAAAAAGUCAAGAGCCUUUCUUAGGCGUUACCAUGCUGAUCACCACAACCAGCAAGGUUGCCAGCGGCACUGUGUAGAUGAGAACUUGGAGAGAAGAAACCAUUACCUUGACCUGGCUGGCAUUGAAAACUACACAUCCCGCUUUGGAGCAGGUACAAUCUUAAAGGCAGCUCCUGCCGCAGAACCAGCAAAACCCAACCAUACCACACGUUCAUCCAAUCAGACACGCUCACGUUCUCAGGAACCAGAGAAUGUGCACGCAUACUCUGUUCACCAUCGGCGCUCACAGACCAUCUCCACAGACCCUCCUGCCAUCCUCUCCCGGCACACACACGCACUUCGUUCACCUAAAACGCACCGCACGCCACCCACACAGGCCUCUGCCGGUCGGGUGAUAAGAAGAGGAGCGCCCCCUCCCCCAGCGGUCUCCAACCAGACCCCUCCGCACCAAAGCUCAGGCCCGUACCGACGACACAAGCAGAGGCCUAAAGAGGGCCUGCACUAUCGGGCUCUUGGGCCGACCGUGACGUCUGGCCCAGUCGUGGAGAAAGAGCAUGUGAGGGAUCUGCCCAGUCUGGUGCUAUAUGAAGGAGGACUAGCUCAGGUGGUCCAACGACACGAGCAUCAUCAUCAUCACGAACAUCAUCAUCACUACCAUCACUUCUAUCAGUCCUGAAAAGUAAAACACAGAUGGGCUACAAAAAGGAUCAAAAUAAGAAUAACAAUGCGGAACAUAACAAUUGAAUGAUCAUUGCAUGGCCACAUUGAGGCUGAGAAGGACACAAAGCAUCAUGUUCAUGCCAAAGUGGCAGACAAUAUGUACACAUUUGUAUAUAUACGUGUGUGAGUGUGUGUGUGUGUGUGUGAGAGAGAGAGAGAGAGAGUUUGUGUGGGUCGGUUUGAAUGUGUGCUGAUGUAUUCAGUCCUGUCGUUGGCAGCAGGAGAGGUUUACUUACUACGUAAGGGCUCUAUCUUCCCCUUUUCUCUUCUUUUUUCUCUCUAUCAUUCUAUCUGCCUCCUUUGUUUUUCUCUUUCCCUCUCUUCAUUCUUAUCCGAUUGGUCUAUUUGGUUGAAAAGGUGGUCAGUCCUGUUAAAUGAAGAAUUUUGAUUUGUCAAACCACUUUUGAGGGAAUACAAUUCCUUGGUUUUGUAACUUACACUUUGUGUGUGCAUGUGUGCACACAAUCUGUGCAUCUGUGUGCCUAUGGUGUCUUUUUUACUUAUCCUUUUAUGUUUUCAUUUUUCCACUGAAGACCACUUGAAAAGCACUUCUUGUGCCGUUGCAUUCGAGACACUUUAUUAAGAGCUUCUCUCUCCGAAACCACAAAUCUGAAUCGACACCUUUAAAAAUGCAAUACAGGACACAUGUACAUAAGAGAGCCAGUAAAGACACUCAAACCAUCAAAUCGGACUUUGUUGAAGGACAGUAUGAGAUCUACACACUACCAAUCAACAUGAAGAAAACAGAGCAUCAUAAUCAGCUGCUACCUCUAGUAUUAUUAUGAUUAUCGGUAUUAUUGACAAUUUUAUUCAGAAUUUAUGUUUUAUUUGUCUGUCUGUUGUAAUAUGCCACCAAUCUGCAGUCAUGUUAAGGUGUAUUGGAUUGAAAUCCAUUGUAAGCUUUAUUACUGAAACUUUUUGUUUUGUUUUUGGUGUUUUCCUGUCCCUGUAACUUUAAGCUAAUUUCAUUCUAAGACCACUAGGCAUCAGAGUUUAUAGUGUAAUUAUGUGUAUCAGACAAUAUGAAAUCUUAAAAUAAUCUUCUGAUUAUUGUAGUAUAAUGUUUUGAAGCUUGUUUAAAAAAUAAUUUAUUUGAAAAACAUAUUCCUGUCAGGUUUAUGGCAAGUCAAAAUGGGUCUAAUCAAAUGAUUGGAAAACAAUGAAUACAUUAUACCUGAUAUUAUUGUAUUUUUUGCUUGUUUAGUUGUGGUUUCAACUUUUUCUUAUCAUUUCAGUCAAUUCAGAUAAUUCAAGUUUUAAAGUGUUAAGGAAUCUGUGCUGCCAAGGUAAAAUAGUAUUUUUAUUUCUCAGGUUCAUUUCACGUUUGAGUCACUGAGUCACAAAACAAUGUUUUCGGUUUUGAAAGGAGCUGUGAACCACUGGAAAGAAUCACCCUUUAGAGUUUUUAAUUUCUUUCAGAGUCCAAAAAUAUGUUCUCAGACUGAAUUAGGGUCUUUUAGACAGUAUGUUAGUGCCUUUAGCUCGGUAUUGGCUGAAGUGAGUUAGGUAACGAGAAAACAAGUCUGGUUAAAUAGGAGUACAUCUGUUCCCAUGCAGCAGUUUAAAACAGCAUUUAAAUAGUACAUUAUGAAUCUAUUUUAGGCUCGAUGUAUCCCAAGUCACCUAGAGGGUGUGUGAGUGAGUGUGUAUGGCAGCUGACUCAUUCCUCUGGGGCAGGAUGACCGUAUCGCCGCCUACAAGUCUCCAGUCCUCCAUAACUCAACGAUACCCCACUGACAAGAGAGUUAAUGCGUGCAUGUGUAUCUGAAACCAGCACCACUGAAGAUUAUGAAACACAAAAACCUUCGUUCAAACUCAACAAAGCAGGUGUGUGUGUUGAAGAUCACAGCAGGUGUUUUAAUACUCCACGUAAUUGUUCUCAUCCCUCUUUUUUGAUGAUUUUAUACACACAGAGAGAAAAAAAAAACUUGUAUUGAAAGUUAUAAAAAUGUACACUUGUACUUGCAAUUUUGGGCCCCAAUGAAGAAUGAGAAUUUUGUCAGUGAUGGGAUGAGUUAAUUAUGUUUGCUUAGAACCUGUUGGACUUUCUGAUACGUUUAGAGUGAGAUCAGCUGACUCUUCUGCUCAGGAGGCAGUGGAAAUGUGAGGACAUCACACUACACUAAACUCUGGAAAACUAACCCAUCACAGCUUGUAAGUUAGCCUCAUUCAGUUUUGCAGUUGAGUGAAUGUGUUAUGGAGCUUAGCUUUCCCUCUCAUUCUCUUUCUGUUUGUGGUGAGAUGUUGCCAUUUUAAAUGAUUCUGACCAUUUCUUAAACAUAUUGCUGCUCAGAAAAAAAACAACCAAAUCUAUGGCAACAUGAGAAAUUGAAAAAUUUAAACAUGCCUCAUGUGCAAAACAUCUAAAUGCACAGUAGAUUCAUUUGUUAUUUUCUUAUUGUCCCACAGUGUUCUUGUUUAUCCUUUAAAGAAUCAUCACACUAAAAUUGCUUUGAUGUUUGAUAGGUUCACCUGCCUGAUGGUUGUAAAUACAUCAUGCGCGGACAGCUGUGGGGAUAACAGUAUGUUAGUUGGAUUCUUCACUAUUUAUCUGGAGGAAUAGCUAUUUUGUAUAGUGCCAUUUGUACUUACAACAUUUCUUGAUUUCUGUUGUGCUUUUGUUUUGUGUGACUGAGUGAGUGUGUAGGACAACACACUCAGGCUCACAGAAAAUGAUUCAUGGAGGUGCUUGUACAUAAAUAACAUGGUAGCAUUACAUGCCACACCCGAACCCUAGUCCAGAUCAUUUGUGAUUUUUCCUAAUAAAUUUUCAUGCUUUUUUGUUUAGUUUAUAUAGAUGGAUGGAAAUAAUUGCUUUAUUUAUUUAAUAGCAAACCUGUGCCAAGAGAAAACCUUUCAUUAAAAUCUGAACUGUUGCUUACUGAUUG
This is a messenger RNA of Carassius auratus (goldfish), 4446 nucleotides long. RefSeq names its product NKD inhibitor of WNT signaling pathway 1 (gene nkd1). Gene Ontology annotation, cellular component: cytoplasm. Gene Ontology annotation, molecular function: calcium ion binding. The transcript has 10 exons. The record is from RefSeq and is a predicted model, not a curated record. NCBI's taxonomy places the organism in Eukaryota, Metazoa, Chordata, Actinopteri, Cypriniformes, Cyprinidae. Gene Ontology annotation, biological process: negative regulation of Wnt signaling pathway. Bases 174 to 1514 code for a protein of 446 amino acids.